Molecule: messenger RNA, 1426 nt
Organism: Orbicella faveolata
Lineage: Eukaryota; Metazoa; Cnidaria; Anthozoa; Scleractinia; Merulinidae
Cellular component (GO): cytoplasm
Molecular function (GO): protein binding; enzyme inhibitor activity; phosphatase regulator activity
Source: RefSeq, a predicted model, not a curated record
GAAGGGAAGGAAAUUAAAGGCAAGAUGGCGAGAAACAGUCCUCCGGUCUCGCGACUCAGGUUGCGUUCCAGUUCGGGCCGCGUGUUGAGUGAUGGCAAAUGCGCUGGAAAUGCAAAUUUAGAGAGUACAGCUGAAGACUGCACCAUUAAUAGGUCUCGUAGUGGAAGCGGUUCUAUGGUCUUCUCUUCUGUUAAAGACAGGAAAGAGGCCAAAUUUUCUAAUGCACGAGGCUACCCUAUCAAUCUGCCUUCGGCGGAUCCAAUACAAAGUGUUUUAGAAAGACUGCAAUUUUGGAACAAAGAUGAAGGGAUCAAGCAAGACCAGAGACUUCACAGUCGAGCAGUUUCCUUUUCAAAUCAGUCUCUCUUGCAUUCAGCAAUAUCACGUGAUGAUGCCGUGGAGCUUAGCGACCUUAUUGACAGUGAGAACCCGGAUCUAAAUGCCCCGGAUGAAGUCGGCAUCACACUGCUUCACCGCGCAGCCAUCGAUGGAAGUUACCGCUGUCUCAAUUUUCUUCUCUCUCGAGGCGCUAAUGUGGACGUGACGGAUUUUGAAGGCUGGACUCCACUCCACGACUCAGUGUUCCAUGGGCAUAUCCGCUGUGCGGUUAUUCUUCUUAUCUCGGGCGCUGACGUGGAGGCAGAGACAAAGGACUUCCUUAAACCAAUAGAAAUGGCGGAAGACGAGGAAAUGAUUUUAGUGGUAGGCAGAUCUAUGGCAUUGAAUAAGACUGGACAAAAUCCAAAUUAUGAUAAAGAAACUCUGGUUUAAAAUCAAGAUAAUACCUACCUAAUGGGUGUCUUAUUUUAAGAAUGCAGUAACUGAAAAUACUAAGAACAAUUUGAAGCUAUCAACGUUUACCUUUCUUUACGGUCGUGAAGCUGAGGGAAUUUGAAGAUAUGUUUUUAGCUUGGCCACUUUGGAAACACGCCAGACAACGCGCGAGGCCUACUCUUUCCUCGCGCGCCCCUUCAAAUCAUACUCCAUCCCAUACCUGAGGUGCUCAGCCUGUGUUAUCAAGGGACAGUGAGGAAAUUUCUGCCUACCGCUAAGCCCUUGCAUACGGCUGCUGCGCCCGCAGUACGAGCGGCAGUCAAAACUGAGCUGUCCUACCCAAACGAUAGAAUAAUAUCUUUUUUCUUCGAAGCUAACAAAAAUAAAGACAAUGCUAAAGUUGCUUUGGCCUCUUCUAAUAGUUAACUUGACAAUUCCGGGCUUAUUUUGACGAGGAACAGCAUAUUUUGUUCAAAAUGACACAACUACUACCCUAUCUCGCGACACUCGACGAACUGCGAGCGAGUUGUGCUGCCGGACGCUGGCGACCCAUUGUUGGCGGCAAAUUGGAAGCUUGGAGACUGAAAAUGUUUCAUAUUUUUUACUUUUUACAAUCUGAUAUGGCUUUUGGAAUUGUAAAUCCCUUUUCGUG